GGAACCAAAACAAGCAACGUGUUAAGAUGCCUGCCUCUCAGUCGCUGUUAGACCUGUGCAUAUCCUGUUUAGCAAACUACACGUCCAAGUACCACAGCGAUAUAAAGACAUUACCACCUAAUAUCAAGGACAACUUGCUCAAAAUAAUGAGCAGCCAUGGCACAGUGACCGACACAAAUAUUAGUCAGAUGUUACAUUCUGGACUCCAGAAACUGGACCUCCAGGACUGUAAAGUGUCAGACAGCGCUCUGAAGCAACUGAGUAACUGCAGACAACUGAAGGAAAUAGCUUUGAACUGCAGAAAAGAAAACUGUUUUAAUAUUUCUUCAGAAGGGAUUAAAGCGAUGGCUCUGGCGUGCCCCUAUCUGUGUGAGAUUGCUCUGUGGAGGUGCUGCAGUAUUUCAGAUGAAGGAAUCCUAGCCCUUGCACACAACUGUAGACUACUGCGUAUUUUAACCAUCAGUGGCUGCUCUGCAAUCACAGAUGCCUCUCUACUGGCUCUGGGACAAAAUUGCAGCUUCUUGAACAGCAUCAACUUCUCAGUAACACAGGUUACAGAUGAAGGAGUUAUCGGACUAGUUACUGGGGUGUGCUCUCAGAGCUUAAAGGAGAUUGACAUGGCUCGCUGUGUCUGUCUGACAGAUGAAGCUGUGGAGGCUGUUGUGACCUGCUGUCCUAAUAUACGAAUCUUACUUUUCCAUGGAUGUCCACUGGUUACAGAUCGUGCAAGAGAAGCCCUGGAGCAGCUAGUCAGGCAAAAUAAACUGGCACAGUUGACAUGGACUGUAUACUAAACAGAAAAGCACUAUUUUACCAUUGUUAGUGACAAGUUAUUUUUAUAUCUGUGUAUUUAUUAGCUGUGUAUGUUCAGGAGUAAUGUUUAACUUCAUUUUUGUGGAAACCGUUCUUAUUGUUGGAUGCCAACCAAAACUUUAAUUCCAAGAAUUUCUUCAGAUUUAUGGUACUUUUUUUAUGUUAGAACAAGCUCCUAUAUCUUUACAAAACGCCACACAGUUGUUUGACAGUAAAACAAGUGCUGAAGUCCAUAGUUUGAAUCCUAACAUUGUUUAACUCUCUGAAGGAGUGGACACAUUUAUCAAGGGCAUUUUAUGUGAUAUUUGCAUGCUCACAGCGUUAGCAAAGUUCAAUUACACCUACACAGUGCUUCACGGUAAUUUCAAGCUUUAGAUCCAAAAGCUUUAGAUCCAAAAAUACAAUUGCUAGUACUUCUUUAAAUGUGCAACACUUUGAAAAACAUUCUGGUCUGUUAUUUGCAUGAACUACCUUUCAAUGGAUAACUUUUUGUACAUGUCCACGUAUGUCUCAGAAAUCUGUUGUUGGUACCAUUUUAUGAUCUACAGUUAUACAGGGGUAUUUGGGGUAAAUGUUUUCCUGAGGUAUUCAGUACUAUUUUAAAGGGCUGCACAAACUUUCCUCAAGAUUACACUUGCCCAUGUGACCUAAAUGUUAUGUUUAGCUUCCUAGCACUUUCCAAGCAUAAACAUGUUAAAAAGUUGCAAUGUUAUACUGCAGUU
This is a messenger RNA of Polyodon spathula (Mississippi paddlefish), 1535 nucleotides long. It is a transcript of the gene amn1, whose product is annotated as antagonist of mitotic exit network 1 homolog (S. cerevisiae). The transcript has 7 exons. Gene Ontology annotation, molecular function: protein binding. Lineage: Eukaryota; Metazoa; Chordata; Actinopteri; Acipenseriformes; Polyodontidae. Bases 27 to 794 code for a protein of 255 amino acids. The record is from RefSeq and is a predicted model, not a curated record. Gene Ontology annotation, cellular component: SCF ubiquitin ligase complex. Gene Ontology annotation, biological process: SCF-dependent proteasomal ubiquitin-dependent protein catabolic process.